AUGUCUCCGUCGACGAUCUCCCGAAAUGAUGUGCUCGAGUACGAAACGUUUCUGUUCGAUGCUGAUGGUGUUCUGUGGAUGGGCGACGUUCCAAUUCCGGGUGCCGUUGACUUCAUCUCAACCCUUCAGGAAAUAGGCAAGCGCAUCUUCAUCAUAAGUAACAAUCCGACUAAGACGAUGGAUCAAUACAUGUCUAAGAUUUCGAGAAUGGGAUUUCGAGGUUUUACCCACGAAAAUGUAAUAAAUCCUGGUGUCGUGAUGGCCACUUACUUUCGUGAUCGACAAGAUUACGCUGAACAGCCCGUGUAUCUUCUGGGCACAGAAACUCUCAAAGCGACGUUAGAGAGCAUAGGAAGAGUGCGUUGCUUUGGCACUGGGCCAGAUCACUUCAGAGAUCAUUCAAACAACGAUUUUAUAUACAACAUGGAUUUUUCGCCGAUUCCGAAAGCGGUUGUGUGUAGCUACGAUCCACAUCUUAGCUAUCCCAAAAUCAUGAAAGCAGCCAAUUUUUUGCAGCAGACUGAUGUUGAGUUUUUGGUAACCGACGAAGAUUACACGUUUCCUGGACCGUUCCCAGGUGUUGUGCUUCCUGGAUCAGGCUCCACUUCGUCUUGUAUUCGAGCAGUAUCUGGUCGUACUCCGUUAGUAUUCGGAAAACCGCAUAAGCCAAUUGCCGACUUCUUGAGGGAGAAAGGACGAAUUGACCCGACGACGACGGUAAUGUUCGGCGAUAGACUGGACACGGACAUUCAGUUUGCGAACGAGAACGGUUUCACGAGCUGUCUGAUGCUGACCGGUGUCCAUUCUAUGGAUGACGUGCUCGAAGCGGAACAACGGGGCCAAAACAAUCUCAUUCCAAAUCAUGUCUUUUCGUUUCUUUCUCAAUGA
Molecule: messenger RNA, 888 nt
Organism: Ostertagia ostertagi
Lineage: Eukaryota; Metazoa; Nematoda; Chromadorea; Rhabditida; Trichostrongylidae
Source: the annotation of a GenBank genome assembly